CAGUAGUUCCUAUUAUAGCGGAGGAGCACUUUGCUGCUAAUGAGAAUGCUGAAGUUGGAAAGACCUUUCACUGAGCCAGCUGGCCUAGACUUGGAUGUGGCUAACACAGAUUUUGCUGCUGAACUAAAAGCUGAAGGCAAACUCGGGUUGUUCUUUGAUAGGGCCAGAGCUUUUCGGGAACCAAUUGCUGUCACCCUCAACGUGACUGCGUAUUACAAUGGAAUUGUUUCCACCAUUUACGAGUCCAUGACUCACCUACUCCAGACUAAGAAGACAGAGUUUAACAACAACACCAAUAUCACCAACCGACUCACUCAAGUUUCGAAUCAACUCGUGAUAGGGGCAUGUAUAACGACUUAUCUCAAAUUACGUGCUCUUAUAAUCACGGAAUUCCCUGACAGGUACACUUCAGCUUAUCUCAAAAGGCCAAAAGGGAUCACAUUCACGGACUUACCACCAGUAGUCGUUGCACCAUUUGCUUUUGCAAUUCAACAACUCGGCGCUGUCAACAUCGCUAACCUCACUCAUAAGGCAUGUUAUGUCCCAGUUCUCCCUCCUACAGGACAUCAAUACGGACUUUCGAAUAACCAAAUUUGGGACCUCAACUCACAACACCUCUCUGAGGAAAUGUUCGAGUUGAAGCUCCCGUUCCCGGAGGUCAACUACACUUCAGCGAUGGCCGUGACACACUCACUCUUCCUGCUCAAGACGGACCACGGAGAGCUUGACCCAUCAAAUGCUAUUUUCGAUCUCAACCACGUCGAUCUGAUUAUCUCCUCGUUCCUCUCGUUGCCGGAUUUGCCUUCGUUAUCCUCGCCGCUCUCUAUUGGCUGCUCCUUCGAUCGGGUGGUUGAGAAAUUGUUGGAAGCUUCUGAUGAUGACUCCGUUCACGAUCGCACACUCCAACUCGCGUCGCUUCUUCAAGAUACCACCAAAAGAUUAUCUCGAAAACACGCUUCUCUCCACAAUUCCAAUUCUUGGUUACUCCCUCAUGAACUUACCAUUAAGGUGUUUUCGUUGGUUGAUACAAAAUCCCUGAUGCAAGCAUCAGCGUGUUGCACCAUGUUCAAAAAGUGUGCCAAUGACUCUUUUUGUUACUCCAACAUUGACUUGACAAACGUAAAUGUCAAAAGUAGAGUUGUCCGUAGUAUGAUUUUUAAGGCUGUAAAAGAACUCAGGGAUGUUGAUUCAUUAGAUAAAGUAUUAGAUUGUCUCACAAGAAAAUGUCAGCAUCUGUUCUUAGAAAAACAGUUAUUAGAAAAACAGAUUGGACCUGCUAGCUCGAUCUCUAUAUGUGGUUCUUCCUUUGAGAGAAACUGCCCCAAUAUAACUUCACUAUCACUCAUAGGUUUUGGCCUAAGUGACAAGAAAGUCUACCUUCUUAUUAAGGGUUUGCGUAAGCUUAAGUACCUGAACCUAUCCAGAAAUUCUAUAAUCAAAGGACGCUUUUUGAGGGAUGUGAACCAUGACUGCAAAGACUCUCUGCUCGAGACUUUGAUAUUGCGAGAUUGCAAUUCUAUAGAGGAGAGAAAUGUUUGCCAGUUUUUGGAUUCGUUGUUACUCGUAGGACACUUGAGAUUCAUUCGACACAUUGACGUUUCAAAUGAGGCCGGAUUAAUUUAUGGCGGCAAGAGAUGUAGCAAACCAAAGUUUCCUCUGGAAGAGCUGAAUGAAGAAAGACCAGUAAUGCAAAUAUACAAGUUUGGUGCUCUUUCGCGGCGAGCUCAGCAGCUACAUACAUCCUUGAAUGGACUCAAACGAAGAUACAACAACGCAAACAGUGCAUCAAAUUUCCAUUCGUCGAAGAGCUCUACUCAAACCCAAAUCCAGAAAUCGCAGACCAAACCUCUCCCUAAAUCUGGAGACUCGGAUAUAAAAGAGUGGAAUGUUGCUAUAAGCAGCUACAUGCGUACUGGAAGGUGCAGCGAAGCCCUUCGUGUCUUCAAACGCAUGCCUAGGUGGAGUUCCGUUUCUUAUAACGCUAUGAUAUCUGGGUAUUUGAGAAAUGACGUUGUUGCUCUCGAGCUUGGGAAGCAAUUGCAUGGACGAUUGGUUAAAGGCGGGUAUGAGACUGGGUGCUUUGUUGGGAAUGCGCUUUUGUUGAUGUAUUGCAAAUGUGGAAGCAUAGAAGAAGCUAAUGACUUGUUUAAGGAGAUGGCUGGGAAGGACAUUGUCUCUUGGAACACAAUGAUUGCAGGUUAUUCAAGGCACGGGUUUGGAGAAGAGGCUUUAAGGUUCUUCGAGUCGAUGAAGAGAGAAGGACUGAAGCCAGAUAAUGCUACCAUGGUUGCGGUAUUAUCUGCGUGCAGUCACACAGGACUUGUUGAUAAAGGCAGGCAAUAUUUCCAUACGAUGACUCAAGACUAUGGCGUAACGCCUAACUCACAACACUACGCUUGCAUGGUCGAUCUUCUCGGUCGAGCUGGGCUUCUAGAAGAAGCUCACAAUCUAAUGAAGAACAUGCCCUUUGAGCCAGACGCUGCAAUUUGGGGAACUUUACUCGGUGCAAGCAGAGUCCAUGGAAACACAGAGCUAGCUGAAACAGCUGCAGAUAAGAUUUUUGCAAUGGAGCCUGAAAAUUCCGGUAUGUAUGUUCUUCUCUCUAAUCUAUACGCUUCUUCUGGUCGAUGGGGAGAUGUAGGUAAACUACGAGUGAGAAUGCGGGAUAAAGGGGUGAAGAAAGUUCCAGGGUACAGUUGGAUUGAGAUUCAGAACAAGACUCAUACUUUCUCGGUUGGGGAUGAGUUUCAUCCUGAGAAAGACGAGAUCUUUGCGUUUUUGGAGGAUCUGGAUUUGAGAAUGAAGAAAGCAGGGUAUGUUUCCAAGACGAGUGUGGUUCUUCAUGAUGUGGAAGAAGAAGAGAAGGAGCGUAUGGUUCGGUACCAUAGCGAGAGACUGGCUGUAGCUUAUGGGAUAAUGCGUGUGUCUUCGGGGAGACCGAUCCGUGUGAUAAAGAAUCUGCGUGUGUGUGAGGAUUGUCACAAUGCCAUCAAGUAUAUGGCCAAAAUCACAGGGAGACUGAUUAUUUUGAGGGAUAAUAACAGGUUUCACCAUUUUAAGGAUGGUUCAUGUUCUUGUGGAGACUACUGGUGAAGCCAUGAUGAUUCCAUUUCAUCUUUGAUUCAAUCUAACCGUUGACCAAUUAGAGAAGAAAAUGGGUUCUGUCUUCGUUUUGCAGAAGGUGAAGGAAGUGUUUUGCAUUGGCGUAUCUCGCCUGAUUUCACCAUUGAUGUAAGCAAAUUGGGUAAAAAUUACACAAUAUAUUAUGGCCUUGUUC
Messenger RNA from Arabidopsis arenosa, 3277 nucleotides. The record is from the annotation of a GenBank genome assembly. Lineage: Eukaryota; Viridiplantae; Streptophyta; Magnoliopsida; Brassicales; Brassicaceae.